This is a messenger RNA of Cygnus atratus (black swan), 426 nucleotides long. It is a transcript of the gene NHLH2, whose product is annotated as nescient helix-loop-helix 2. Gene Ontology annotation, biological process: regulation of transcription by RNA polymerase II. The record is from RefSeq and is a predicted model, not a curated record. Lineage: Eukaryota; Metazoa; Chordata; Aves; Anseriformes; Anatidae. Bases 1 to 426 code for a protein of 141 amino acids. The transcript has a single exon. Gene Ontology annotation, molecular function: DNA-binding transcription factor activity, RNA polymerase II-specific; protein dimerization activity; RNA polymerase II cis-regulatory region sequence-specific DNA binding.
AUGAUGCUCAGCCCGGACCAAGCGGCCGACUCCGACCACCCCUCCUCGGCGCCCUCCGACCCCGAGUCCUUGGGGGGCGCGGACCCUCGGGCGCUGGGCUGCUGCGCCUCCGACCCGGAGCCGGCCGAGGGCGGCGGGGGCGGCGGCGGCGGGGGCGGCGGGGAGGGUCGUGCCGGGGGCCGGCCGGGGCUGCACCCGCCGCCGCUCAGCCGGGAGGAGAAGCGCCGCCGUCGGCGGGCCACGGCCAAGUACCGCUCGGCCCACGCCACGCGGGAGAGGAUCCGCGUGGAGGCCUUCAACCUGGCCUUCGCCGAGCUGCGCAAGCUGCUGCCCACGCUGCCCCCCGACAAGAAGCUCUCCAAGAUCGAGAUCCUGCGCCUGGCCAUCUGCUAUAUCUCCUAUCUCAACCACGUCCUGGACGUGUAG